AUGACACGAGUGCCUUUUGGAGCCAAGUCCAGUCCCUUUCUUCUCGCUGCCACUAUACGUCACCACCUGAGAGCAGCAGAAGAGACAUACCCACGCACGGCGUCCUUACUUUCCAGCCAUUUCUAUGUGGACGACCUCGUUGUUGGUAUGCCAUCGCCGGAAGAGGCACUUACUGUUUACCACGAGUCGCGGCAAAUCUUCCGCGACGCGGGCAUGAAACUGGUUAAGUGGACGAGCAAUGAUGCUCAUCUCCGGGCUACCUUUGACGCCGAUGGGACAGGAAGUUCGACCACGUCGCCACUAAGGAAGGUCCUAGGAAUCGUUUGGGAUAUCGAGACAGAUGAAAUUCGGUAUCCGUUGAAGUCAAUAUCGGAGUUCCUGGAGCAACGGUCGAAUACCAAACGGUAUGUACUGCAAGCAGUGGCUCGCAUUUAUGAUCCCUUGGGCUAUGUGGCGCCUUUCGUGUUGACAGCCAAGAUUUUGCUACAACGGAUUUGGCUCUCCAAGAUGAGUUGGGACGAAGAACUACCAGAAGACCUGAUGGGAGUGUGGUCGUCUUGGUGCCAGCAGGUGCCUUUAUUGUCUCACGUCUCGUUACCACGGCGGCUCGGCGGGAAGAUGUCGGAGGGCAGCAUCGCGCUGCAUAUGUUUUGCGACGCGAGUCCGCGAGCAUACGGUGCGGCCGCAUACCUGGUGACGCUCGACAGGGACGGUCAUUACAGUGCGGAUCUUCUUUUGGCAAAGUCUCGGGUGGCCCCGGUCAAAACGGUCUCCUUACCAAGACUCGAGUUAAUGGGUGCCGUCAUCGCGACCAGGCUUAUGAGAUUCUUACAGACGACGUUAUCUCUGUCCACCGUACCCACGGUGUUAUGGACGGACUCUGAGAUAGCACUCUACUGGAUUUACGGAUCGACGAACGACUGGAAACCUUUUGUACAGAACCGGGUGUCGGAGAUACGGGCUGGUACGGAGCCUAGUCAGUGGCGUCACUUCCCCGGCAAAGAAAAUCUCGCGGAUCUUCUCACGAGAGGCACUUCAUGCCUCCAAUUGCUGAACAACAGUGUAUGGUGGCAGGGGCCCUCGUGGCUUAUGGAUCAAAAGUCUUGGCCUCCAGCAUGGCGUACUCCGGAUGAACCCUGCGUCGAGGUACGAAACGAAACAAAGGCCCAGACGGCGUGCUGCGUACCCAUCUUGGCUACUACUACCCUAAUGGAUGUUGCCAAAUACAGUUCACUCCACCGUCUGCUGAGAGUUACCGCUUGGGUGUCAAGAUUCCUGCACAACUGUAGGCAUACCACAGCCGAAAGCAGGGGACCAUUGGCGGCCGCCGAGGUAGUUGCAGCGGAAACAUACUGGGUCACAGCGGCACAGCGUCAAAAUUUCGGUUCUCAUCCCGCGGUGCACAAGUCCUUACAAAAUGUGUCUGUCUUCCAUGAUGACGAUGGUGUUCUCCGUUUGACGGGCCGCCUUCAAUACAGCGAUUUUGAAGAAACCCAGAGGCAUCCCAUCGUCAUUCCCGCUGACCACCCGUUCACCGCUCUUUUAGUUUUCCGGGCUCAUGUCAGGCUUCUGCAUGCUGGAGUUCAGGAGACACUCGCCGCGCUUCGGGAAGAGUACUGGGUUCUCCGUGGUCGUCAGGCUGUGAAGAGGAUCCUAAAUGGAUGUCGCACUUGCCGACGAGUAAAGGUUCAGGCGUGCACAGAAGUUACCGCUCCGCUACCACGAGACCGCUUGUCACAGUCCGCACCAUUUGAAGUGACAGGCACCGAUUUUGCGGGUCCACUGUACUACAAGUGUUCAAAAGGCGGCGGAAGAAAGUGCUACAUCCUGAUUUUUACCUGUGCCGUCACUAGGGCUGUUCACCUAGAGCUGACGAAGUCUAUGACUACCGAGGAUUUCCUAAUGGCUCUUAGAAGGUUCGUAUCAAGACGGGGCGUACCCGCCACUAUAUAUUCAGACAAUUUUCGGACAUUCAAGCGAGCCAGUCGCGAACUCACCCCUGCCUGGUUGUCACAAAGCGCUCAGGUAAACGUAUUCCUGACUGCACGACGGAUCACCUGGAAAUUCAUAGUGGAGCGAGGAGCAUGGUGGGGUGGGUUUUGGGAACGCCUGAUUCGCAGUACCAAAACCUGCCUGCGUACAGUCCUGGGUCGAAGCGCCCUCCGCUACGAAGAACUCUCUACCGUUCUCACAGAGGUGGAGGCGGUGAUGAACUCUCGGCCUCUGACGUAUCUGUCCGAAGAUCCAGACGACCUUUCUGCCGUCACGCCGUCACACUUUCUGAUUGGGCAAAGGCUCACCGCGCUUCCGUGUCGCGAACCCGAAGCAGGAACAACAUCUACAGCGCAACAGUUGAGACGCCGGUGGAUGUAUAGGGAAGAAUUGACUCAUCAAUGCUGGAAGAAGUGGGUUAAAACGUACAUCCUCCUCCUGAGAUCGGCCAACGUCUGCAAGCCCGUACCAUCACACAGCGUCGCCGUCGGGGACCUAGUACUCAUUGCUGCAGAGGCAAGGCCGCGAACAUCGUGGCCUCUAGGACGUGUGAGUCACGUAACACAGAGCCCAGAUGGAAGGGUUAGAUCCUGUAGAAUCAACUUGCCAGGAGGGAAAACCGUAAGCCGGCCAGUACAACUUCUCUACAAAUUGGAAGCUGAUUGA
Molecule: messenger RNA, 2658 nt
Organism: Ornithodoros turicata
Lineage: Eukaryota; Metazoa; Arthropoda; Arachnida; Ixodida; Argasidae
Exons: 1
Coding region: 1-2658 (885 amino acids)
Biological process (GO): DNA integration
Molecular function (GO): nucleic acid binding
Source: RefSeq, a predicted model, not a curated record